Molecule: messenger RNA, 1510 nt
Organism: Frankliniella occidentalis (western flower thrips)
Lineage: Eukaryota; Metazoa; Arthropoda; Insecta; Thysanoptera; Thripidae
Gene: Atg8a
Product: gamma-aminobutyric acid receptor-associated protein
Exons: 3
Coding region: 104-460 (118 amino acids)
Biological process (GO): cellular response to nitrogen starvation; autophagy of mitochondrion; autophagosome assembly
Cellular component (GO): autophagosome; cytosol; autophagosome membrane
Molecular function (GO): GABA receptor binding; ubiquitin protein ligase binding
Source: RefSeq, a predicted model, not a curated record
CCAAAGGCUCAGCUGUUCCGACAUUUGUUAUUGAGUGAAAGACGUCGUCUGCGUUUGGUACCAAAAUAUUCGUCUUGUUUGUUCCUCGUCGUCAAAUCUGAAAAUGAAGUUCCAAUACAAAGAAGAGCACCCCUUCGAGAAGAGGAAGAGUGAAGGAGAAAAGAUUAGGAGGAAAUACCCCGACAGAGUGCCUGUCAUAGUGGAGAAGGCUCCCAAGGCUAGAAUUGGUGACCUCGACAAAAAGAAGUACCUUGUACCAUCUGACUUGACUGUUGGUCAGUUCUACUUCCUGAUCCGCAAACGUAUCCACCUGCGACCAGAGGAUGCCCUUUUCUUCCUUGUUAACAGUGUAGUACCACCCAGCAGUGCCACAAUGGGAUCCCUUUACCAAGAGCAUCACGAGGAGGACUUCUUCCUCUACAUUGCCUACAGUGAUGAAAACGUUUAUGGUAAAUUAUAAUUUUCAUCAUGAAGCUACAGCCAAGAAUUAUGCAGCAGUUAAAUAAUGUGAAAAAAAACCUACAAAAAUCUUAAAAUGUUAUCUAAAAUCCCUCAAAAAUAGUAAUGGUGGCAAAUUUUAGUAACUACCCUUUAAUUUAUUAUAGCAGUAUGUCCUUUCGUCUUUUUGACCUUAACCGGUGUUUGGAUACCUCCAAUUUAUUAUAAAACUGUUCAGACAUAAUCUAUCCUGCUUUUUCAGGCUGUUGAUCUCAGUCUUUAUCAUUUCUGUGAUGGCAAACAAUGUUGUAAAUUAUUGCUGCAUUUGCCAACUAUACGUGCUUGCUGAUAGUGGUCUAAACUAAUGCACUUCCAUUUUAUUACGGUGCUGCUACUUCAACUAAAUUACUGCUCCAGUGGAGCUCUGGUCAUUUUGGAAUUUCUUAUAUUUUGAUGUACAAUUACUUUUUAUUAUUUUUUGUUUUCUAAAUAGUUUUUGAACUAUUUGCACAUAUUAUGUGUUAUUCUGUUAAUUGCCUUUUCUUUUUAGUUGACAAGAUUGUAUUUAGUUUCUCACACAUGUAUAAUAUCUGUUGGUAUGUUAAGGGAAUAUCCACUGUAUUUUAUAGGUAUAUUUUUACUUUCAGGUGAUUCACACGAGUAUUAAUAUGUGCUUAAGUGAUUUGCACUCUGUGAGGAAAAUUAGUUGAGCUCUGUUGUGGUAUAUCAUAAUUUUUCUCCCUUAAGUGGGAUUGAGUUUAGUAAAAUCCCGAUUAACCCGUAUCUUGUAACUGAUUGUAACUGGCAGAUUAGAUUAUGUACUAGUUUGUCUUUCUGGUAGAAAGUACUAUAUAGUACAUGAUUUCAUGUUUACAAGGAUGGGGAAUUAAUAACUGCUAAGUUUCACUUUGGAACAGACAAAACCUUUGUUUGAUGCAUAUAAGAAGAUAGGUUCACGAUUGUGACUUGCGAGUGAGUGAGAGCAUAUUAAUGCAAGUGUGGUUGUGUGCGUGUGUGUGCAGAAUGUAAAAAAAACAAUAAAAACAAUAAAAACCCUUCAAAAAAACUAGAA